AUGCCAUUUGAUUUAAAGAUUCAUACAAUGUCAUUUUUAAAAGUGAAUGAUUUAAUGAAUUUAAAAUCAACAAAUAGAUGUACUUAUUUGAUGAUUUCACGCAAUCAUCAGAAACUUAGUAAAUUAAAUGUAACUGAUUUUAUUAUAAGCGCAAAAAAAAAAUGUAAUAUAAAUAUUACAUUAAAUAAUAAAAACGUAAAAAUUGAGAAUUUUGAUGAUUUCAUUGAAAUAUGCAAACAUAUUAAUAUUACAGGAGUAAUAUAUACUCAAAAUGUUGAUUUAAAUUUUUUAAAAUAUAUACCAUAUAAUAAUAUAUCAUCUGCAAAUGGUGCAGUUAUAUGGGAUAUCAAACAUUUAAAAAUUUCUUUACUUAUUAAUUUUUUAAACAAUUUUAAUUGUCAAUAUCUACAAAUAUGUAAUACAAAUAUUAUUGGAUAUGGAGAUAAGAUUUUUAAAUCAUUAUCUAAUUAUGUACAGGAAAUUGUUAUAACAGAAGAUACAUAUUGUGAACUUUCAGAUAAAUCAUUAUAUUAUAUUUCAAAAAAUUUAAGUAGAAAUAAUACUAUUGGUAAUGUUAUUAUACAAUGUAAUGGAGCAAUUUUUACACCAAUGGGUAUAGUUGAUUUUAUAAAGAAAACAAAUUUUAAACCAACAAUUGGAAAUUUAUCAUUAAGAUGUGUCUCCGGUACAAAGGAAGAAUUUCUCCAAAUUCUUUGUGACAAUUUAAAUGAAGAAAUUCAAGAUUAUAAUGUUUAUGGCUUUAAUGUUCAUGCAUUUCAUUUAAUUAAUAGACCCCUUUGUAUUUUUGUCAAAGAAUUUCUUUAUAGUUAA
Messenger RNA from Strongyloides ratti, 831 nucleotides. RefSeq lists its product as hypothetical. Lineage: Eukaryota; Metazoa; Nematoda; Chromadorea; Rhabditida; Strongyloididae. The record is from RefSeq and is a predicted model, not a curated record. The coding region runs from base 1 to 831 and encodes 276 amino acids. The transcript is spliced from 3 exons.